AAACAGAAUCUUAAUGAUGAAUUUGUUGUCUAUUUGUGAUAAACUUUCAUUAAAAUGAUCAUGUGUAGGUAGCUGCCUUCCAUGAAAUGAAUGUUUUGGAUAAUUAUGCUAUGCUCUUCACCCUUCUUCCCUUGCCCAUUAUAUAUGACAAUUUUUCCGCAAUGAUACCUUGCUAGUAAUUUCUAAUUUUCUUUUGGAUGGUAAGGUUUAAAUUUAUCUCUUUCAUGGCCAAAGUGGAAUCUGUUACGCUGGUUUUAUUUGGAAUUUGCUUCUGCAGUAUCUUAGAAAGAGGAGAUUUUCUGUUCACACAGAAUCCUAUGAAGAUAGUACAUUGAAGAGCAAGUAGACUUACUCUUUUUAUUUGUGGCUAAAUCCGCACAAUAACAACAUAGUCAUUGCCAUACACGACCCAUGCCUGAUAUCUUUUUGAAAUUUCCUAUUAGAUAUCUCUUGGUGAUAAUAAAUGAUGAUUUGUCAGGAGAACAUGUAUCUAAUCUGCGUAUUUAAUAAAAGCUCAAGAGAAUGUUUUGUGCAUCUUAAUGUACUGAUCUUUGAAUGGCAUUGUUACCCACAAUUCUUUCACCAUGUUAUUUUUAGUAAUGAUGAGUUUAGAGAUUUUAGCAAUUAUGGUCUACAUGUGAUUUUCAUAGGAUUUGAAGGGAUCAUGGAAUUGAAUUUUUUGUAAAAUUUUUCACUGUUACAUGGUUGUAUGUUUCAGUCUAAUUGAUAUGGUCUUGAAUCCUAAGGUACAUUACCUGAAGCAACUGUUAUAUAUUCAAUAAAAUGAGUCUUGUCUAUUUUGUAGAUACAAAUUCUGUAUCAAACCAUAUUCAAUCUGUUUAGGUUUUCAAACUGUUAAAAUUGCCAUUCCGUGCUUCAGAAGGUGGGGGUGUGACAAUUUGCAGUCGAAUCCCCAUGAUUUUCAAGCCCAGAAAAAAGUGGAGAACAGGGUUAAAAUGAUAUGUCGAGAUUUGUCCAUAUUGUGUAAAUAGAAAAUAAAGGAAAAUGCUAUUACAAGCACAUAUAGUGUCUAAUGGUUAUUGAUAGGGAAUGACAUAUUACAAUUUGACAUAAUGAAAAAUGUUUUGCUUCGAAUUAUUAGUUUUUCAAAUAGAACUUUCCCAAAAGUUGUAUGAUUAUUUUGUGACAACAUCUCUUCUUUCCGCUUAACUUUCUUACAUCAUUUUUGAUAAGGUAAUAGUUGAUUUUUAUUUGAAGUUUAUUUUAGUUGCAUGACUAGAAUCUCUCUCUAAUUCAUUCACUUGACUGAAGGAUUUUGUUCCUAUUGUCAUAUUCAGAUAUAGAAUCUGGGACAUUGUUUAUUAUGAUAUAAUUUCUCUUUCUACCUCUUAAUCUUUUCUUUUUUUCAUUGAGAGCCCAAGAAAUCUUUUGUUUAGAAAGCACUUUGAUGUUGAUGGAAUCAUCAAGAUCCGCUAGAUCAAUUCACAAUAGGUGACAUGUUGGCCAAAGUUUUGAACUGUGGCUUUCUUGAUGCUGAUGAUUUCCAUCCACUAUCAAAUAAAGAAAAGAUGUGCCAAGGUGUUCCCCUCUCAGAGGAGGAUCGGAUUCCGUGGCUGGAAAUGCUAAGGGAUGUUCUAAAAGAGAACUUAGUAGUUGGAAAAACUGUGGUACUUGGGUGUUCUUCUCUGCAGAAACAUUACAGAGAAAUUCUAAGAUGUGCUGAUGCUGCUUAUGAACAUGGCAGCUAUGCCAGUAAGGUGCAGUUUGUUCUGUUGGAUGCCCGGGCUGAGGUGCUUGCUGGUCGGCUUGAGAAGAGAGCUGCAGAAGGGAAUCAUUUCAUGCCAGUCACGCUUCUGCAAUCUCAACUAGACUUACUUCACAUAGAUGAUGCUGAAGGGAUAUUCAAGGUUGAUGCUACUUUAAGCCCUCAAGUCAUUGUAAGCACAAUACAAGCAUUGUUGUUGUCUAAACAAGCCAUAGAUUAACAGUCCUUUUAGGAACUCUUAAGGAGUCCUUCAUAUCUUGACCUGAUGUGUAAUUAUGCAUUUAUUUGAAUGUUUAAUCGAUUAAGAUUUUACCAUUAA
Molecule: messenger RNA, 2045 nt
Organism: Theobroma cacao (cacao)
Lineage: Eukaryota; Viridiplantae; Streptophyta; Magnoliopsida; Malvales; Malvaceae
Product: P-loop containing nucleoside triphosphate hydrolases superfamily protein
Cellular component (GO): cytoplasm
Molecular function (GO): gluconokinase activity
Source: RefSeq, a predicted model, not a curated record